Molecule: messenger RNA, 1596 nt
Organism: Fonsecaea multimorphosa CBS 102226
Lineage: Eukaryota; Fungi; Ascomycota; Eurotiomycetes; Chaetothyriales; Herpotrichiellaceae
Exons: 1
Coding region: 1-1596 (531 amino acids)
Biological process (GO): iron ion transmembrane transport
Cellular component (GO): membrane
Molecular function (GO): iron ion transmembrane transporter activity
Source: RefSeq, a predicted model, not a curated record
AUGGCUGAUGUCGGGGGCUUUUCAUCGGAUCGUAUUGCUUUAUCAAGACUCUCUUCACGGGAUUCUCUGUCCAACGGAGAAGUUGACAACAACAGUCGUCUAUCAACCUGCUCUCUUUCCGAAGACGAUGUCGCCCUCCUGGCAUCAACAGAUGCAACGGAAAACCCAGCAGAGGAUGAGAUAUCCCCCGGACUUGCUCGAAGGCUCUAUGUUUCCCACUUUCUGUCCACAUGGAACUUCCGUGGAUUCGAGUUCGGCGCUGUUUUGUUCCUCGCCAACAUCUUCCCAGACACUCUGUUGCCCUUGUCUGUCUACGGUCUGGUCCGGGCGCUCGCCGCUAUCGUUUUUGCUCCCCUUGUCGGUCGCUACAUUGAUACAGGCUCACGUCUGAAGGUUGUUCGCAAUUCGAUUGUCUAUCAGCGUGGAGCCGUUGUGCUUUCAUGCGCCAUCUUUUAUCUCAUGCUCUGGCAAAGGCCACACCUGAAGCCAUGGAAUCUUUAUGCACUCCUCGCUGUGGUUAGUGUCUUGGCCUGUGUUGAAAAGCUCACUGCAAUCAUGAAUACCGUGUCUGUUGAGAGAGAUUGGGUGGUGGUCAUUGCGGGUGACAACGAGGCAACGCUUCGAACGCUCAACUCUCAGAUGCGUCGCAUCGACCUUUUCUGCAAACUCUGCAGCCCGCUCCUCAUCGCGGCGUUGGAAAGCUACAACACAAAGGUCGCCAUUGCCGUUAUGGGCGGUAUUAACGGCAUUUCGACCAUCGCAGAAUAUGUCUUCAUUGCAAGGGUAUAUGCGGCGUUCCCAAGUCUUGUGCGCAGCAAUCCAUCUGCCACCGGGAACGAUGAGAGCGACCAUGACCUGGGACAAGAAUUCGAGUCCGCCCCACAUGAUCCUGUCAGGCUGUCAUUGUGGCGAUCUUUAAAGAUCUACACGUCUCAGGGAGCCUUCUUGCCUUCACUCUCAUUGUCCAUCUUGUACUUCACCGUGUUGGCCUUCUCUGGGCAAAUGGUGACAUAUCUACUGGCCAGUGGUUAUACCUCGACAAUGAUUGCGGUGAUGCGGUUGAUAUCGACUGGGUGUGAGAUGUCGGCCACUUGGAUGGCACCGUCCGUCAUGGCUUGGAUUGGGCCCAUCAGAUCCGGGCUUUGGUUCCUCAAUCUCCAGAUGGCUUGUCUAGCAGUUGCCCUGAGCUUCUUCUGGAUGGCAGGGUCUCCAAUAUGGGCUGCCUCGGGACUUAUUGCAGGCACGAUCCUCAGCCGCGUUGGCCUUUGGGGAUUCGAACUCUCGGCACAAGUAAUCAUCCAAGAACAGGUCGAGCCGGGAUAUCGGGGCUCUUUCUCGACGACCGAGUCCUCCUUCCAGAACAUCUUUGGGCUCUGCGCAUAUAUCUCGACCAUUAUAUUUCCUCGGCCGGCCAGCUUCAAAUGGCCUGCCACUAUGUCCGUUGUGGCCGUUUACACUGCUGGAGCCCUGUACGCCAGCUUUGUCAGGCGCAGACGCGGUCAUCUGGUGCACGUUUCGAAAUGCUUGGAAGGCAGAAAACAUUCGACGCUGGAAUCGCAGAGGGUCUAUCAACGAUGCAGGUCAGAUAUUGGGUAG